GUCCCGUGCGCGCCGCCUUCCAGAUCCUGCGCGGCGCUGGUUGAGCCCCUCGCCGCCCACCCUCGAAGCGUCGCGCCGUCAAAAAGACGCGUGCGUGGUGAAGCAGUCCUGCCUAAUCUUUCCCGCGAUUAUCCUCCACAAAAUACGACGCCAAGGUUGCUGCUUGCCCAAACACCAGCAACCACUGAGAGCUACCGCGACCAAGCAUGACUGAGCUCAUCACCGGGGCGAUGGGCACACUCCUGCCCAAGCUUGGCGAACUGCUGACGAAGGAGUACAAGCUGCAAAAGGGAGUCAGGGGUGAGAUCAUGUUCCUGAAAGCCGAAAUGGAGAGCAUGCAGGCCGCACUCCUCAAGGUCUCCGACGCUCCCAUCGACCAGCCACCGGAUAACCAAGUCAAGAUCUGGGCAAAGGCCGUCAGAGAUUUGUCUUAUGAUCUUGAGGACAGCAUCGACAGAUAUAUGGUGCGUGUUGACACCCAUGAGCCUCAUAGUUUCAUGGGCUAUGUCCAUCGAAGCCUCAACUUGCUAACAAAGGGCAAGAUUCGACACAAGAUCGGCGUCGAUAUCAAAGGCAUCAAGAGCCGCAUCAAGGAGAUCAGUGAGCAGCGUGAUAGGUACAAAAUUGAUAAUAUAGGUUCCAAGCCUAUUGGUCCAACCGUUGACAGCCUUCGCCUAUCAGCUCUGUACGACAAUGCUGCAGAUCUUAUUGGUAUCGAAGAGAAGAGCGAAGUGCUACUGCAGAUGCUGAAGGACGGGGGCGAGUUAUCGGAGAAGCAACUUAAGAUGGUCUCUAUUGCUGGUUUCGGAGGAUUAGGCAAGACAACUCUUGCCAAUGUGGUGUAUCAGAAGCUUAAGCCUCAGUUUGAUUGUUGCGCUUUUGUUUCCGUCUCUCUUACUCCUAACAUGAAGAAGAUAUUUGAAAACUUGCUCAAUCAACUUGAUAAGAAGAACAUGAACAUUGGGAAGGACAACUGGGACCAGGAACAACUCAUCAGGGAACUACGUGAAUUCCUUCAGAACAAGAGGUACCUCAUUGUUAUUGAUGACAUGUGGGACAAAACUGCGUGGAAAAUCGUUAAGCGUGCUCUGAUUGAGAAUGAAUAUGGAAGUAGGGUACUUGCAACAACUCGCAAUCUUGAUAUUGCCAAAGAAGUUGGUCAUGUUUAUCAGCUAGAAUCUCUUUCCAUUGUUGACUCAAGAAAGUUAUUCUACCAAAGAAUAUUUGGCGGCGAGGAAAAAGGCAUCCCUUUACAAUUGGACCAAAUAGCCACGAGCAUUUUAAAGAAAUGUGGUGGAAUACCAUUAGCUAUCGUUACAAUUGCCAGCUUACUGGCAAGUAAAGAGGGGAACACAAAUGCAUAUGAGUAUUGGUCAAUGGUGUACCAGUCUAUGGGUUCAGGGCUACAAAAUAGUCUUGAUGAUUUGAGGAAUAUGAUGAGGAUAUUAUCAGUCAGUUACUAUGAUCUACCACCACAUCUUAAGACUUGUUUAUUGUAUCUAAGUCUGUAUCCAGAGGAUUAUAAGAUUGAAACCACCAUACUGAUAUGGAAAUGGGUGGGUGAAGGUUUUGUGAAAAAGGAACAUGGGAAGAAUCCCUACAAAGUAGGAGAACAUUACUUGGUUGAGCUCAUCAAUAGAAGUUUGCUCCAACCGGCAUACAUUGACAGUAAUAAAAUAGUGACAUCUUGUCGUGUACAUGAUAUGGUGCGUGACCUCAUCACUUCCUUUUCAAAUGACGAAAACUUCCUAACAAGAUUAGGUGAUCAGCAGCUCGUUUCUGUACCAAGUAAAUUCCGUCGACUAUCCCUCCAAACAAGCAAUGGAGAGGUCAUUCAGCUGCCAACUGAGAGCCUGUCCCAUGUGAGGUCACUUACUGUGGCAAAUUCAGCUUUCAGCUUGUUGCCAACACUUUCGGGUUUUCUUGUCCUGCGUGCAUUGGAUUUUAGUGGUUGCCGUGAGGUGGAUGAUGAUCAUUUAAAGGAUAUUUGCAAUUUGUUCCAUCUGAGGUAUUUGCGCCUACAUCAGACAUCUGUCAAGAAGAUCCCAAGGGAGAUUGGGAAUCUACGAUUUUUGGAGGUGCUGGAUAUGAGUGACACAGAGCUGAAAGAAGAGCUGCCAUCAACCUUUGUGCGACUAACACAACUGGUGUUACUUGACAUGCCCAAAGGUAUCAUCUGUGCAGUACCAAGAUUGAUUCCCUCACUAUCCUCCCUUUCCUUCCUACGCAUCGCAGUGGAAACCUUGGGAGAGGAGGACCUUCAAGUUCUUGGGAGCAUGCCGUCGCUCAGUGACCUCGACAUAUGGGUGAAUGACCCCAGAAAAGGCAGAGAUGGAAGAUUGAUCAUUGACAAUGGUUAUCGAUUUCGGUGUCUAACAAAGCUCAGUAUUGGGGGUAGAACUGACGAUAUGGAAUUGGUGUUUACACAAGGAGCCAUGCAACAGCUCCGAACCCUCAAGUUAUGUUUCAGAGUGCGUGACAUCAUGCGUCAAUACGGUGGCCUGGGCCUGGAGAACCUCUCUUCGCUUGAACAUGUCUGUGUACAAACCAUAAGCCAGGACAUGGCGGAGGAUAAUGCUGUGUCCAGUGCAAUUCUCAAAUCGCUCAACAUGAACCCCAAUAAGCCCACACUCGAGGUGAAGAAUAUUCUCAGUGAAUUAAUAUUACAAUUGAAGGAUAUUAUCAAGGAUCUUAGCAAGUUAUCACCUCAGAUGCAAAAUGAACUAUCACUCCCUGCGUGGCUGCGUCAUGAACAUUCUGGUUUCUGAACAGGAUCAGAGAAGCAGCCUGGUUUCUGGAGGGAGCGAUCGAUCAAUCCAUGCUUGCAUUUUCCUUGCUUGUUGGUGCUGUGCCUCGUUGGGCCUAGGAAAGAGCCCGGGUGGUGCUUUGCACGUUGCAUCAUUUAUCGGGGGUUCGAUCUGCUCUUUCCUACUAGCGUUAUUUUGCUGCGGGCUAGCGUGUGCAGAGGUUUUCGGCCAGAGGUGCUGGCGUCAGUUGGCCUCGGCCCAACGCUCUAGCUCCAUCCCGGAGAUGCCCAAAUAUCUUGUGAACUGAAUGUAUAAGUUAGGAGCACGGUUCACUUGAGCACUGUUUUACAUAUCUAAGUGGAUAAUAAAGCAUUGUACAUUGAUUGCCAAACUGAAUUCAGAGUGGCAAUUAGAUGUAAAGAAGCACAUGGCUCACGUUAGAGUUAAUUUGCAUCGCACACUGCAGAUUAAUCUACAACGUCAAUCCCUUGAGCACUGUAAAUGCGAAGUGGAGAGUAAGCAUCAUAAUUUGUGAACAGAGUGCCA
This is a messenger RNA of Lolium rigidum, 3293 nucleotides long. Its product is annotated as disease resistance protein RGA5-like. The transcript is spliced from 4 exons. Gene Ontology annotation, biological process: defense response to other organism. The record is from RefSeq and is a predicted model, not a curated record. Gene Ontology annotation, molecular function: ADP binding. The coding region runs from base 207 to 2768 and encodes 853 amino acids. Lineage: Eukaryota; Viridiplantae; Streptophyta; Magnoliopsida; Poales; Poaceae.